Molecule: messenger RNA, 1541 nt
Organism: Salvelinus fontinalis (brook trout)
Lineage: Eukaryota; Metazoa; Chordata; Actinopteri; Salmoniformes; Salmonidae
Product: adenosine receptor A1-like
Exons: 2
Coding region: 107-1075 (322 amino acids)
Biological process (GO): G protein-coupled adenosine receptor signaling pathway
Cellular component (GO): dendrite; membrane; synapse
Molecular function (GO): G protein-coupled adenosine receptor activity
Source: RefSeq, a predicted model, not a curated record
AGUGAGCAAAUGUACUUACUCGACAGUCUGGUCCAAGAAACAUUGCUGUAAAAUCCUCAGGAUUAUAGUUCAGUGGAAUACAGUAGAAUAUUACACUUCCAUCGGAAUGGCUGACAGGAUGUCUGGAGGAGAGGUGGCCUACACAGUGCUGGAGGUGCUGAUCGCUGUUGCCUGCUGUCUGGGCAAUGUGCUAGUGAUCUCGGCAGUGUGGUUGAGCAGCUCUCUACGGCAGCCCACCUUCUGCUUUAUGGUUUCUCUGGCUGUGGCAGACUUCCUUGUGGGUUCUGUGGCUGUGCCAGCAGCUAUACUGGUAGAUGGAAGAGUGCAGAUUUCAUUCAAUGUCUGUCUCUUCAUAAGCUGUGUGGAAAUUUUGUUGACAUUGGCCUCUGUACUGUUUCUACUAGCCAUCUGUGUGGACCGAUAUCUACGAGUCUUCAUCCCUCUCAGGUACAAGAGGACAGUAACAGAGAGGAGAUCUUGGGUGGUGGUAGCAAUAUGUUGGUUUGUUGCCUUCAUGUUGAGCUUCCCACCCAUGUUUGGGUGGUACAACCAUGACACCUUGUCUCACUCAGGGAACUCAACCACCAUCAUUUGCCGUUUCCUGGCUGUGAUUCCCAUGUCAUACAUCGUAUACUUCAAUUUCUUCCUCUGCACCCUCACACCGUUGCUUAUCAUGACUGUCCUGUACUGCUACAUAUUCUGUAUGAUCCGGAAGAACCUGAAGGGGAGGACGGGUAGCGGUGCCCAGUCCCACAUCUACUUCAGGAAGGAGAGGAGCCUGGCCCGAUCCCUGACUCUGGUUCUGGUACUCUUCGCCUUUUGCUGGCUCCCUCUACACUUCAUGAACUGUGUUGCCUACUUUGGUAACCCAUCAGACAUACCCCAACAGGCCUUCUAUGUGGGCAUCCUCCUCUCCCAUGGCAAUUCAGCUGUCAACCCGAUCGUGUAUGCCUUCAAGAUCCGCAAGAUCCAGGAAGCAUACCUGAGGAUAUGGAGGAAGUUUGUGUACCGAGGUGACAACCAGACCACUGAGAAGAACACCAGCAGUAAUCCUAGGGUAGCCAGGAAUGACUGAUGCAGGGGAGUUCAUCAUUGAGUGAGUGAGGGACAGUUAGUGGCAUGUAUAGAGUGUGGUAAGAAGUUAUAGUUCCAGGGUUUUAUUCUCAGAUACUUUGAAAAGGGUCAUUGUAGGGAUGCAAAGCAAUUUAGAAUGUGGUAUAUAUCUCAAAUGUGUCUUUAUGCAUUGUGUUAUCAGUAUAAUAUACGCAUGUGUAGAUCAGGUAGAGCUAAUGUCAAAGUAUUUUACUUUAGCAUUGCUCAACGGAGUUGUCAUAUCACAGCAAAUUGCAUUUGUUGCGAAUGAAACUGAUGGUGAAAAUAGAAAGCGUAGUGGGUGUUUAAUUUCAUUGAUACAUUUCCUUUGUCUAAAUGCCACUUCCUCAAUCCAAAAGUUUGUCGUUUUUAUAAUUGUUACCUUCUGUAUGUAUACAGUUCUUUCCCAGAAUUGGAAAUAAGAUCUCAAUGAAGAGGCACUUCCCUAA